GGUUCAAUGAGUAUACUUCAGGGAAGUCCAACAAAGAGAGAGAGAGAGAGAGAGGUACUAAAUGGCUUCCAGAGCAAAGAGACAGAAUGGGGACCAGCGUACUCUCCCUGAGCUGAGAAUCAUCCUCCUGGGGAGGGAUUGGCUGGAGAAGAGUCAAACAGGAAACACCAUCCUGGACAGGAAGCUGUUUGACACCAGGAGGGACGUGGAGAUGUGUGUGAGGAGACAGAGUCUAGUGGAUGGCCGGCAGGUCACUGUGGUCAACACAUCAGACAGAUGUAUCCAGUACUCUGUGCAGGACCCUCUCCUUGUCCACCGUAACAUAGAAGACAGCAUAUCCAUGUGUCAACCAGGUCCCCAUGCCUUCCUCAUGGUCAUCCCUUUGAACUCACGCAAAGGCAGGGAAUGGACAGUAGAGGGCCCCCUCAACCUUCUCAACCACAUACAUUGGAGACACAUGAUGGUAGUGUUUACCCAAUGUGAGAAACUCAGGGGAAUGUCACUAGAGGAACACAUAGUGAGACAUGGGUUUCUCCAGGAGAUGGUGAAGAAGUGUGGGCAUAGGUAUCAUGCUUUAAACACUAGGGCCAACACAUGGGGCAGUGAUGUCACUCAGGUCCCAGAGCUGCUGUGGAAGAUAGAUGAAAUGGUGGCAGGUGGUCCUGCUUAUGUUGUCAUGAAUGAGAGGUUUUCAAUGGCAAUUGAAGUUAAGAGGAUGGCAGAGGAGAAGAGGGCGAGUUUGAGACGGAUGAAGGUUCAGAGACAGAGGGAAACACUCAGAUCUCUGCUCAGGGGUAAGUCCCACCAACUAUCUGAAGCUGAACAGAGAAUCAUGAUAGUGGGACCUCGAUUGGUUGGGAAGAGCUCAUCUGGAAAUAGCAUCCUGGGUAAGAAAACCUUUGAGGCUGGACACUCGACUUCACACAGUGUGAAAAGACAGGGUGACAUCACCGUAAGACAAGUCACAGUGGUGGACACACCCGGGUGGCAUGGGCGAUACUGCACUGAGGACACUCCUGAAGUAGUAAGAAUUGAGAUUACCCAAGGUGCAUCUCUUUGUUCUCCCGAGCCGCACGCUGUCCUCGUGGUCGUACGCUGUGACGAAACAUUCACAGGGACAGACAGGUCAAGAGCAGAAGAAAUACUGAAUCUGAUUGGUCGGUCAGUCUGGAGUCAAGCUAUAGUGUUGUUCACCUGGGGAGACAAGCUUGGCGACACAGCCAUCGAACUUCACAUCGAGAGAUGGCCUGCCCUUCAGUGGCUUGUCGAUAAAUGUAGCAACAGGUACCAUGUCUUUGAUAACACAAGCCCGGCUGGAGGCCCUCAGGUCACUGAACUUCUGGAGAAAAUUGAGGAGACAGUGAUGGGAAACGAUGGUGAACACUGGCUCAAAAUGUACUGGGAGCUCAGGGAGAGCAAAAAGAAGUUGACAAAAAGCUCUGAGGAGAUUGGGGGAAGACUAGAGGAGGAAGAGAGGGAGAAUGACAAGCUGAAAAGAAUGAUUGAAGAGGAAGAGAGGAAAGUAGAGGAAAUAGAUAAGCGAUAUGAGGAGAAAGAUGGAAUGUUGAAAGAGAUGGAGCAGAGAAACACAAUGAGAGAAAAGGAGAUAGAAGACAGACAUUUGGAGUACGAAAGAGAGAAGGAAUGCCUCAAACAAAUGUGUGUGGAGAAAGACAGAGCAUUGGGUCAGAUGGAGAGGAAGCAUGAAAGAGAAAGUAAAGAACUGAGAGACAAGAUCGAAAACCUGGAAAAGAGAAAGUCUGAAAGAGAAGAGGAGUUGAAUGCCAUGAUUGUUGAGAUACAGAAGGAGUUACAAGAGAAUAAACAAAGGUAUGAAAUGAAAGAGGUGGAGCUAUCAAUGCUAGAGAGAGAUGUAGCGGAGCUUAAGCAGCAGAAUAAAGUGAGAGAAGACAUGAUCAACCAUGUGAAGAUUAAGGAGGAUCGAAUACAACUACACAGAGUGGAAUCUACAGCACCCGCGGACAUGGUGGACAACUCUUAUCUAAAGACUCAACAUAGACAUUUGAGAAAGACACAGAUGUUGUCACAGAAGGAUGGUAAGAGGCAGAGGGACACAGCAGGACGAGAGCAGAGACCUGGAGAUGAACAGAGAGAAGCACCAUGGUUGAAGAUUGGGGCAGCAGUACUGGGGGCAGUGGUUGGGGCCAUGGCUGGCUCUGUGAGGGCACCACUAAGUGCAGCCACAGGGACUACUAUAGGGGCUGCAGCAGGGGUUCUGCUGGGGAGUUUACUGAUACAAGAGGAAGAGGCCAGAGAUAAGAAAGUGGGGUCUGAUUCCCCUGAAUGCCCCUAUUUAAUAAAAUAAUAAAAUCAGGAUUGGUGGGUCCCCAGCGAGACAUUUGAGCUAACGUAGGCUAAUGCAAUUAGUAUGAGGUUGUAAGUAACAAGAACAUUUCCCAGGACAUAGACAUAUCUGAUAUUGGCAAAAAGUGCACUGUCCAAUUUCCAGUAGCUAUUACAGUGAAAUAAUACCAUGCUAUUGUUUAAUGAGAGUGCACAGUUUUGAACAUGAAAAGUUAUUAAUAAGCAAAUAAGGCAUAUCUGAGCAGUCUUGAUACAACAUUUUG
Oncorhynchus gorbuscha (pink salmon) is the source of this 2588-nucleotide messenger RNA. RefSeq names its product GTPase IMAP family member 8-like. The transcript is spliced from 4 exons. The coding region runs from base 62 to 2326 and encodes 754 amino acids. NCBI's taxonomy places the organism in Eukaryota, Metazoa, Chordata, Actinopteri, Salmoniformes, Salmonidae. The record is from RefSeq and is a predicted model, not a curated record. Gene Ontology annotation, molecular function: GTP binding.